Molecule: messenger RNA, 2448 nt
Organism: Symbiodinium natans
Lineage: Eukaryota; Dinophyceae; Suessiales; Symbiodiniaceae
Source: the annotation of a GenBank genome assembly
AUGGACUCACAGAACAUCUACUACGACAGCUUCACGGCUUCCACGGGAGAGAACGGCUACGACGGGACGCUGGAGAUGUGUCAGAGCCGCUCCUCUUCGAACCCGCAGAGUCCGGGCUUCGCCUUCAGCGAUACGAAUGCUUGUACCAUCUACAUGAACAAUGGUCAGGUACCAAUUGGUUUCGAAGUUCCACUCUCUGGCAUGGUCACCACGAACUAUGGCAGUGGCCCGAUUAACAAAGCGUCUGGACACUUUGGCAGUUCUUGCUACCGGAAACUCACCACCACGACAACGACCUCAAGCACGGAAAGCGUGGCAAGCUCCUCCAGUUCGACGUCGGCGGCAUCCGCCACGACCACCACCACUGCCACAGCUGCUCCAGGCUUCAUCUCCAGCAGCUACUCGGAGACCACGGACGCUUACUGCUCCAACGCCAUGGAGGACGGCCCCUCCAUACUUUCCCGCUACGACUCCUUCGAAAGCUGCUGGGAAUACUGCGCGGCAGAGUCCACGUGUGCUGCAUGCUUCCAGCCCUGCUUAGACGGAACGGGAGGUGGAUGCAACGGUGCCCAAGGCUGCCAAUUUCUGGCCGUGAGUCUGUGCUCUGCAAAGACGGCCGAUGGCUGCGGAGCUAGAAUAUGGAGACGAUAUGGAAGUGCGGGCGAUCCCAUGCUUGCGGUGCGCAUUGUGCUCAUUGUGGUGGGCGCGCUGGUCUUCCUAGGUCUGAUUACAGCAUACUGCUACUGGAAGCGGCGGCGUGCCGCAACACAACGGCCACUCAUUCCGCCAAAGGCGGUGUCGCCGGCGGCGGGUGGCCCUCCUGCUGACACUGUUGGCGUGCCUGCUGCGACGGCCAAGGCCCUGACCCGGGCCAAGAGCAUCGCUCUCUCCAGCGAGGAGGGCCAGGCGAUGGACUCGGCCACGAAGGAGUCCCUACCCAGAUAUUGGGGCCACGCCAGGGAAAGCACAGACUUCAAUGCCAUGCUCUACAGCAGCGACGACCAGCUGGAGCAAUUUACGGAGCUUUUGAACCACACCUACCGGGCGCGGUGUACGCAAGACAGGCCUUGCCCAAAGGGAUCCUGCUCCAAGACCCCGGGCGGCUGCCCUUGCGUCCAGCCAGAUGGGGACCCAGGCCUCCCCGCAAGCUACGUGGUGCGCCGCGUCAUCCGCGUGGAGGACUCGAGGAUGUGGAAGCGCUUCAUGACGAAGCGGGACCAGAUUCGACGUAGCAGGGGCGCCAUUGAGGUGGUAGAGCCGCAGGUGUGUACGUCAGGACUGGUGAAGGAGCAGCCGGGAACCUUCAUGCCACUGGAUGAGGGCCUCAACGAGUUUUACUUGUGGCAUGGCACUCACGUUCGGGCAGCCCUGUCCAUCGCGCACGAAGACUUCCGCAUUGACAUGGCCGGCUCGAAUGCGGGCACGAUGUACGGCAAAGGCUGCUACUUGGCGGAGAACUGCACCAAAGCUGACGAGUACGCACGGGACGAGCCACAUGGCUACUACGAGGGCGUCUUUGCCCUGCUGCUCUGUCGCGUCUGCAUGGGGAAGUUCCUCUAUACCACGGAUCGCUACGAAGCGGCAGGCGACAAGGUGCGGUCCGGGGAGUUUGACAGCACGGUGGGUGACAGGACCAAGAAGGCCAACACGUUCAGAGAGUUCGUCGUGUACCAUGCCGACCAGGUGUAUCCAGAGUACGUCAUCCUCUACUCGCGGCGCCCCCGAGCCGUGGCCCUGGAGACCUUCAAGUUCGAGCUGGGGAGCCUCUCAUUGCACGCCGAGCUUCCCGUGUACUGGCAGCACUGCCACGUGAACCCGGGCGUCAACGCCUUCGAGGCGCAGUACGCCGUUCGUGCAACCUCCCGGAUGCUUCUCCAGCAGCUGGCGCAGGCGUGCUUCCCAGGUGGAGCGGGUGGCAGUGGCUAUAUCAAGGUGGUCUCUGCUCGGCGCAUCGAGAUGUCCAGCAUGUGGAACCGCUAUGUGCAGUUCAAGCGCAGGCUUCGCCAGGAGUUGGAGGCCUCCGGCCUCGCUUCCUUUGCCUCUGCAGAGCUCUUGGAGGGCAAGGCGAUCCGCGGGGAGAUCUUGACCUACAGCUACCUGAAGAACUUGACCGGCAAAGGAGUGCAGGCGACUGGUACGAUCUCCAUUGAUACCCUGGACGACAACAUUCAGGAGCACUUGCUCUGGCAUGGAACGUCUCGAGCAUCAGCAGAAGCCAUAGUCUCCGCGGACUUCCGCAUUCCAAAGGAUGCCAAACACGGCUUUCGCUUUGGAAGUGGCUUGUACUUUGCAGAAGACAUCGGGAAAAGUCUGAGCUACGUGGCUUGGCUGCACGUGGACCCGUGUGAUCGAUGGCUGAAGUUUGCUUCGCUGCAGCCACAGACCAUGUUCAUCCCCUGCGUGGCGCCGUCGCGCGACCGCAAAAGGCGCAGUCUCAAUUGGUGUUGA